AUGAGGUCCACUUCUGGGAGGUUCUUUCUGAUACAGAAGUGGACCUCCGCCAUAAUUGGACACAGGUGGUUCUCAUGGAUACCGAGCAGAUUGACGUUGGCACAUUUCAAGCCAGUAGCAAGAUGCGCAAUAGCCGCCUGGAUAGGCCUUCUCCUUCAGCUGAUCCGACCAACAGAGGCGGCUCUAGGCUACGCAGCGUUUUUUGUCCUGGUCAUUGCAUUCAUGAUCCCUCCCGCCCUCCCCUUCAUUCAAAGUCUUGAAAUCUACAUCAAUCUCUAUUCCUUCGCUGCGAUUGGCUGGGCUUGGACAGCUCUAGGUGUUUUCAUCGCAGGCCAGAUCCGUGUACCGUUGAGCGACGAUCGCAUAGCAGAGGCACGCGCAAAAUGGGCACCAUUCGAGUCUUCGGCAGCUUCGCUGGAUCGAAGGCUGAUCUUCGAGGGGACUUACAUAGAAGCACGCAGCGCUAGCGUGCUUGCCGUAUUUCUCGGCGUCGGGACUGGCACCUUCCUAUGGUACAAGAUGCGCACGCAACCGUCUCCCGCGACAUUUCCCUUGGUCUUGUCCUGCAUCCUCAUGGACAUUGGUCUGACAACGGCGGCGCUAUACCCUACGCCGUAUUACACAAGCGGUUUGCUUUUCUUCUUGCCCAUGGCGGUCCAAGGUGGCAUUGCGAUCCUUUGCUCCCUCGUCGUCUUCCCAGAAUCAGUGAGCCAUUCAUUCUUAUCUAAAAUCCGCGGGGUGCUCGCACCGAUGUCGCAAGCGCUCGACGAAACGGUCAAAUUGUUCGAACGUUCUAAUCUCGAAAUUCACGAUUGGGCAGAGCACAGCCGUGCAAUCCGGCAAAAGCUGCUGAUAUCGCUUGAUGGUAUUCCUCCUCUUCGAACGCAGAAAAGGUAUCUGAGAGUUGACAUCAGCUACGGGCUGUUGUCCCCGAGGGAUGCUCACGAAAUUUUUGACCGGGUCGCCGCACUCCAAGCCCGGUCUGGCGGUCUGGCAUUCUUUUUCGACGUCUUGGUGACGAAUACUCUCCACGCACACCUCGACUCAUCCGCAUGGUCUGCCCACAACAUCUCUAUUCCCCAUUCCCAAACCGCUUCAGGCCUCGUUACACCUGAUGAACAUCCGAGGCCGCCCUCAAGAGCAAUCUCUGCCGAGCAUCUGGCACACACCCUGCUCCGUCUGAGCCACCGGACGCAGAGACCUGUGGGCCUGUGGGAAUCUCAGCGCUAUAUGGACGUGGAGAGACCUUUUGCAGAUGACACCGCAGACGCUUUGGAACAGCUCGACAUCCUGUCGAAUACCGCUCAUGAACUGGUAUCAGCCUGUCACUCGAGUCUCAAUGCCACCAUGACACUCGCCGCGUCUUUCAGCGCCUCUCGACCGCCAGCUGGGGCUGCAAGUGUGCUCAAGUCCCAUAGAGAUGCCCUGGCCCGCUUUCACAAGCUUAGACUCAAGGCAUUAGCCUCAUAUCGUCGGGCAUUUGAAACGGGCUCGAGCGAAGUCUAUCGCAAGGUUCAUUUCCGCAAUCUAUUCCAAUCCUUCGUGGCUCAAUACCACCUGAUCGAAUUUUCGGAGGCGCUCAUCGAUACCCUAGAGCUCAUGGAAUCCCUUCGCCUUUCGCGUACCAGGCGACGAUUCUGGACGCCAAAAUUGUCUGACCUCAUCGCGCAUAGUCGUGGAUCAGAAGAUGGACGAGGCAAUGAUGUGCCGAUGUACGAAGACGACGUUCUUGGCCUCGUAAAACGCAGAGAUCCAGAGAGUACACCUUUCGACAGCAGCACACUCGAUCUUUUGUCUCGCUUGACUCGCCUGCCAGACCUUCUGGGUACCCGGAGUUUUGCAUUUCUCUUGAAAGCUGGGGUACUGACGGUCCUAACAGCGCUGCCUCAAUUCCUAAAACAGUCUGCGGCUUUCUACUACUACAAUCGGGGCAUUUGGUGCACCAUCAUGGCCCAGAUGACCCUCGCUGUAUUCGCUGGCGACACUGCCGGAGCCUGGAUCGCUCGAGUGGUGGCUUCUUUCUGGGGAGCUCUCCUUGGAACAGUGGUGUGGUACAUAGGAUGCGGGGCCUCCUCCGGCAACGCAUUUGGACUCGGAGCGAUCUGCGCAGCAACCUUUCCCCUCGCAAUGUUCUUCCGCCUUCACUUCCCAGGCCAGGUAUUGACAUCAGUCAUGACAACAGUAACAUUCGCUCUAGUCAUUGGCUAUUCCUACCUCAACGGCACCGUCGGAGCCCUCACUGACGCCAAGUGGGGGUUUGACGUUGCCUGGAGACGCCUCGUAUGCGUUCUGAUCGGAAUCACGUCAGCUUACAUCUUCUCCUACCUACCGCCGGCGUAUUCAAGCAAACGGGCGAUUCGUCAGUCGUACGCCGGGGUUAUCGUAGAUACUGGCAGUAUCCUCUGCGGCGUAUUGUCUCAAGCGAAUCUGAGGAGUCCCCGCAUGGCGAACGAUCCUUCCACACGGAAUGAAGUUCUCACCCUUCGCGCAAAGCUGGCAAAGCUAGGAGCCCGUCACGCCAACGCGAAACUCGAAUACUCGCUGCGCGGAAGAUGGCCAGAGGAGCGUUACAGAGCAUUGUUGGAAGCCCUUCGCGACAGUCUGCUUCUCUUGCACCAAUUCCACCAUGUCCUGACUCAAAUGGACAUGCCAUGGCGUCAACUACUGCUCAACCGCACUCGCUUUGACGACCCAUUGUUCCUUGGAGACGUUCUUGCAGUUUUCUCCAUGACGUCCACUGCACUUGCCGCUGGAACAGCUCUGCCUCAGAUCACCCCCAGCCCCUUGGUAGCCCGCUUCAGGAUGGGGAAGACCAAGGGAUUAGAACUUCCGGCCCAUCUGACGCACACGGCUGAGCUGGUCACGAUAGAUGUCAUGGAAUCUGUAGAGUACAUGAGAUACGCUCUUGGUAUCACUACGAGCUUCUCGCUCCUCGCUCGACUGGACCGAAUUGUAGUGAUCUGCAAGACCUUGCUCGGGGAGCAUUAUCAUGUUUCCGGUAUCCACCUGUAG
Molecule: messenger RNA, 3012 nt
Organism: Kockovaella imperatae
Lineage: Eukaryota; Fungi; Basidiomycota; Tremellomycetes; Tremellales; Cuniculitremaceae
Exons: 3
Coding region: 1-3012 (1003 amino acids)
Source: RefSeq, a predicted model, not a curated record